Molecule: messenger RNA, 1005 nt
Organism: Magnusiomyces paraingens
Lineage: Eukaryota; Fungi; Ascomycota; Dipodascomycetes; Dipodascales; Dipodascaceae
Exons: 1
Coding region: 1-1005 (334 amino acids)
Biological process (GO): nitric oxide catabolic process; cellular response to nitrosative stress
Cellular component (GO): intracellular anatomical structure
Molecular function (GO): oxygen binding; nitric oxide dioxygenase [NAD(P)H] activity; heme binding
Source: RefSeq, a predicted model, not a curated record
AUGGCUAAUCCUAACGCUGACGUCUAUGCUAUCUUAGACCAAUACCCGGAACUCUCUGUUACAUUCAACACAUGGGAAAUCUCAGAGAUCCGCCAGUCAUGGGCUUCCAUGCGCGACGACAAACAUGAAGUCUCUAAAGAAAAGGCAAACGUAGGAACUGCAUCUGCCUUUUUCUGCCAACAGUUUUAUGAAAACUUACUUGGAGAGUACCCUCAGCUCUCUGUUCUUUUCCCCUCCAUCAAGUCUCAGGCUUCUUCCAUGGCUGGUAUUCUCUCUCUCGUUAUCUCGCAGCUAGACAACCUUAACUCCGUCCGCGAUGUCCUCAUCGCCCUUGGCAAGCGUCAUUCUCGUAUCAUUGGUGUUGAAGUGGCCCAUUACGAGCUCGUCGGUAAUGCUCUUCUAAGAACCCUUUCGGACCGUCUUCAAGACUCUUUUUCUCCAGAACUUGAAAACGCUUGGAUCAAGUUCUUCACCUAUAUUACAAACCUGAUGCUUCAAGCUGGUGAAGACCCCCCAAUGCCCGCACAAUUUCUCUACCCUGUUCUCACUCCAACAACUUCUAACGCGUCUUCUAUCUCUGAACCUGCUCGACGAGCUCUCAAAUCUCGUUCUUCUCAGUCUAGUAUUACCCGCCCAGGUGCUCCUAAUACCUCAUCUUCAACCCACGGCAAGAUCACACCUACUUAUUCUGCUAACAACAAUAACAAUAACCACAACAACAACAACAAUAAUAAUAAUAGCAAUUCUGGGUCUCAAAGUACUCCUUCUGCCUCAAGAAACCAUUUCCACUCUCAAACUUCUGUGUCUUCUCCUUCUUCUCAUGGUGCAGGAAGCACUGCUCUUGCAGGAAACAACAGCAGCUCAAACAACCACAACGCCUACGGAACUUCUGUCAUCAACAACUCUACAAAUGCAAGUGGAUACAACCCAUCCAACUCUCAUUUCAAGACCCAAGGCAAGCAAAAAAAGCGCCGUGGAAAGGGCCAGGAAUGCUCCAUCAUGUAG